Messenger RNA from Cebus imitator (Panamanian white-faced capuchin), 1212 nucleotides. RefSeq names its product keratin-associated protein 5-10-like. The record is from RefSeq and is a predicted model, not a curated record. NCBI's taxonomy places the organism in Eukaryota, Metazoa, Chordata, Mammalia, Primates, Cebidae. The coding region runs from base 159 to 824 and encodes 221 amino acids. The transcript has a single exon.
UUUCCUGGGGAAAGUACUUUAGCAGGAACUAGGAAGGGCCCCUGUGGCCCACCUGACCCCUGGACAGGAAUAUAAAGAGCCCGGGCUCAGGGGGCUCCACACCUGCGCCUCUCUCUCUCCUGCUCCUCUACCUGCUCCAUCCUCUAUCCACCAGAAACAUGGGCUGUUGUGGCUGCUCCGGAAGCUGUGGCUCCAGCUGUGGGGGCUGUGGCUCUGGCUGUGGGAGCUGUGGCUCCGGCUGUGGGGGCUGUGGCUCUGGCUGUGGGGGCUGUGGCUCCAGCUGCUGUGUGCCCAUCUGCUGCUGCAAGCCCAUGUGCUGCUGUGUGCCAGCCUGUUCCUGCUCCAGCUGUGGCUCUUGUGGGGGCUGCAAGGGGGGCUGUGGCUCCUGUGGGGGAUCCAAGGGGGGCUGUGGCUCUUGUGGAGGAUCCAAGGGGGACUGUGGCUCCUAUGGGGGAUCCAAGGGAGGCUGUGGCUCUUGUGGCUGCUGCCAGUCCAGGUGCUGUAAGCCCAGCUGCUGCUCCUCAGGCUGUGGGUCAUCCUGCUGCCAGUCCAGCUGCUGCAAGCCCUGCUGUUCCCAGUCUAGCUGCGGCAAGCCCUGCUGCUGCUCCUCAGGCUGUGGGUCAUCCUGCUGCCAGUCCAGCUGCUGUAAGCCCUGCUGCUGCACCUCAGGCUGUGGGUCAUCCUGCUGCCAGUCCAGCUGCUGCAAGCCCUGCUGCUCGCAGUCCAGCUGCUGCAAGCCCUGCUGUUCCCAGUCCAGCUGCUGCAAGCCCUGCUGUUCCCAAUCCAGCUGCUGUGUCCCCGUGUGCUGUCAAUGCAAGAUCUGAAGCUCUAGAGGGAUUUCUCAGGUAGCUCCUGAAGAUCUGUUCUUCCCAACAGGUGACUACCCCUGACGCAUAUCCUCUUCCAGAGCUGAGCAAUGAGUCCCCUGGCUCAGGGCUUCUUUUUCCAGCUCUUGAGGAAAUGGAAUGACCCACUCCCUGCCUAUUCCCUAUAAGGGUAUCCCAUGACCCAGGCACUCUUGCCCCUCCUUCCCACAUGCCGCGAUGUGUCUCAGCCGGACUGCACCUGGACACGACCCUCAUGUCAAGGAGGCUCCUGGAAUUCCCCUUCCUGAUAAUUCCAUGGGAGAGAGCAAACCCUUCUUUCCUGUGUCUGCCAGGAGUUCCAUGGCACUUGCAGAUGGAUGUCCUGUAACCAGAAUGACCACGCGUA